UUCACUUUAUAUCAUUGCCCAUAUAAAACCUCCACUAGGAGCCCCAAUCAUUCUAGUCCCAAAAACAUCACUAACAUCUAUAAUUCUCCCACUUUUGUCUAUUACUUUCAUACCUUCUAACCUCCAUGAGGGCUUCUAAGAAGAUAAUAAGUUCUUGCAAUGAACAACUUGAUGAGCUAAGAAGAGGGCCAUGGACACUUGAUGAAGACAAUCUUCUUAUUCAUUACAUCACUUGUCAUGGCGAAGGACGUUGGAAUUCGCUAGCGAAAGCUUCAGGGUUAAAGAGAACGGGGAAAAGUUGUAGGCUACGAUGGUUGAAUUACCUAAAGCCAGAUGUUAAACAUGGAAAUCUUACACCACAAGAACAAAUCUUGAUCCUUGAACUACAUUCCAAGUGGGGUAAUAGGUGGUCCAAAAUUGCACAAAACUUGCCGGGAAGAACAGAUAAUGAGAUCAAGAACUAUUGGAGAACAAAAGUACAAAAACAAGCUCGCCAUCUCAAGAUCGACUCUAAUAGCAAGAUAUUUGUCGAGGCACUUCGUCAAUAUUUGGUACCAAGAUUGAUAGAAAAGCUGGAGCUUAGUUCACCCUCAUCAUCAUCUACUUCAACCUCAACUAUGGAAAUUAAUCACAAGAACUUCAACUCUCAACCACAAAGCAAAGAAACCCUAAUGGAGAACACAAGUUCAAACUCGAACAUCUAUUCAUCAAAUUCCAAGAGAAUUAUGCUUCCGUACUUGCCCGAAAAUUCAGUCCAAAGCAAUGGUUACAUUGUGGAUAAUAAUAACUUUGAUGUCAUGAGUUUCAACCAGUCAAACACGCAAGAAUUUAUGUCAAGUGACAUGCCAGCGUUCGAGUUCCAAAUGGCGGGGAUUGAUUGGACGAGCAAUGAGUUCGCGGAUGACACCUUUUGGAACAUGGAUGAAUUGUGGCAGUUCAAGAAGUAAUUUACUUUUAUAAAAAAAAUAUAUCUAUAUAUUUACCAGGAAAAAGGUAGAAAGCCCAUGUUUUUAAGGUAUUACAUAGUAUGUUAUCAUAUUGUAUGCCACCACAUAUACUUUAUAAUUAUUAGGUGGUGUAGCUAGUGAUAUUUUUGGUUCUAAGUGUUGACAUGUAGGUAGGAUGUAGGGGGUGGGGUUUGUUACCCCCAAAUGUCAAGUCUUGAGAGGAAAUAUGAAAAGAGUAAAGUGAUAAGCCUA
Molecule: messenger RNA, 1199 nt
Organism: Helianthus annuus (common sunflower)
Lineage: Eukaryota; Viridiplantae; Streptophyta; Magnoliopsida; Asterales; Asteraceae
Product: transcription factor MYB62
Exons: 3
Coding region: 126-947 (273 amino acids)
Biological process (GO): regulation of DNA-templated transcription
Cellular component (GO): nucleus
Molecular function (GO): sequence-specific DNA binding; DNA-binding transcription factor activity
Source: RefSeq, a predicted model, not a curated record